Abrus precatorius (Indian licorice) is the source of this 1048-nucleotide messenger RNA. Its product is annotated as transcription factor MYB77-like. Bases 305 to 1048 code for a protein of 247 amino acids. Gene Ontology annotation, biological process: regulation of DNA-templated transcription. Lineage: Eukaryota; Viridiplantae; Streptophyta; Magnoliopsida; Fabales; Fabaceae. Gene Ontology annotation, molecular function: DNA-binding transcription factor activity, RNA polymerase II-specific; RNA polymerase II cis-regulatory region sequence-specific DNA binding. The transcript has a single exon. The record is from RefSeq and is a predicted model, not a curated record. Gene Ontology annotation, cellular component: nucleus.
ACCUACCUAAGUCCAAACCGAACACACCCAAAAAUCAUCUCCAAACAAAAUAAAUAAUAAAUAAACAAAAACAAAGAAGUUAAAGAACAGAACAGAACCCGUUGGAACCAGAGAUCCUUCCGACUGGUUAUGUUCGGUUUUAUUUUCAAGGUUCAUCCCAAUUGCCAACUGCACCCUCUCUUCUACGUUAGUUGUUUUUAUUUAUUUAUUGAUUGAUUGAUUUAUAUGUAAGCAGAAAACCGAUCGAAAACAGAUUCAUUGAUUUAGUUUUGCCUUUGUUCUCGCAUUUUCACAGGGAACAUUGAUGGACGCCAACAGCAACUGUAACGGCGGCGGCUCUGACGGCAGCGAUCGAGUUAAAGGUUCAUGGAGUUCCCAGGAGGACGCCACGCUGUUGAAACUCGUGGACCAACACGGUCCACGCAACUGGUCCAUCAUAAGCAGCGGCAUUCCCGGCCGUUCCGGCAAGUCUUGCCGUCUCCGGUGGUGCAACCAGCUCAGCCCUGAAGUGCAGCACCGUCCAUUCACACCGUCAGAGGACAAAAUCAUCAUCGACGCUCACGCCGUUCACGGCAACAAGUGGGCCACAAUCUCGCGCCUCCUCCCUGGCCGCACCGACAACGCCAUUAAAAACCACUGGAACUCCACCCUCCGCCGCCGUCGCAUGGCCGAGCAAUCCCCGACCUCGGUCUCCUCUGCGUCCUCGCCGGGGAAGCGGCCUUCAUCGUUGGAACCAAAUUAUCCUUUAAAGAAGCCUUGCGUUGACGAAGUUUCGAUGGAAACAGAGGACGAGAGAACAGAGGAAUUUUCCCAAUUAGCGAGUCCCGUAACGACGUCGUUAAGUCUUUUGCCUCCGGGCGAGAAAACAGAGAAAGAUGAAGAAGAGUUUGAAGAGAAUACGAAGACGGAUGACCAGACUUACUUUAUGGAAACGUUGCGGCGCAUGAUAGCAGACGAGGUUAGAAAUCACGUGGAAAGUUUGCGCCGUGACAGGGAGAGUUUCUCCCAUGGAACUGGGCUAGAUCUUAAUCCAAAGCUUCCAAAGUAA